AUGGAGAAAAAGAAUGAAGAAAAGAAACGAUUUGAUAAAAUAGUAUUCUCAGAUCACGACGAAGAACUUUCUAGCAGCAGGGACAUCAAAACAGAAGCCUCUAUUGAAGAACCAGCCACCUGUGGGUCAGAACACACAAGGGAUGUCAAAACCGACUCUGAGCACGCGACGUCCCAUAGUCAGAGUGUUAUUUUUGAGACUGACAGAGGCAACAGUGGCCGAUAUUUGGGGUUAAACCUCGACACCCCAAAGCCAGAGAGUCCUACGCAGGCGGGAGACGGUUCUACUGCUGCUGCUGGAGGUACAGACGACAAAACAGUCCAAUACGAAGAUUCCCUCCAAGACUUGGACACACAGAGAGACGAGGCCCGCAAACUAAACAGGCAGCUGCAGAUGAAACUGGCUGAAUACUUCCACAACACAGUCAUUGAUGGGGGCCAGCAGGUGGCCGGCAGGCCCGAGGAGGAGCAGCGACGGGAGUACGAGCGGUCAGUCCAGGUCCUGUCUGAGCUGAAGCAGCAGCUCAGCACUGCUUCACAGGAGGCCCAGCGGCAGGCGGAGGAGCUCAGGUCACAGGCCCGCGACAAGCUGGGCAAGGUAGAACAGAGGAGAGAAGGAAAGACAGCAGAAAGAGGAGAGAACAUAAAGAACAGGGUGGAGGCCGAGUGGGAGCUGUUCCUGGCGCUGAAGCGGGAUGCCGCGUUGGCGGCGCUGAGCCCCCGCCUGGGGACGGACCUGGCCCGGUCCAAAGUGCAGGCGGUGCUGACAGCGGAGCAGCUCCGGCAGAACCAGCUGACCAGGCUGCGUCUGAAGCACUUCUCGCUGAGGUCCAGGAUCCAGAGGCUGGAGGCGGAGCUCCGUGGCCAGGACCCCCAGCGGGUCCAGGCGGAGCAGCUGCAGGCCAGCCUGCUGGAGAGGAAGAAGCAGGCGGGAAGGGAGAGAGAAGAAUCCCGAAAGCUGCAGAGGAGGAUCAGCAGCAGCCUGGAGGUCCUGUCAAACGUCAGAGAGAAGCUGCUCUGGAGCCAGGCGGAGGUCCGGGCCAAGCGGCAGCAGCUGGCCGAGGUGGAGGUCCUGGUGGCGGAGAGGAGGAACGUUUUGACCCAAGCCAGGCUGGAGCGGAACCGCCUGCAGAGAGCCAACGGCAGCCUGAACCAGCGCUGUGGGCUGCUGGGGGACAGAGACCUGCUGCUGGACUUGGAGCGGACGCUGGGCGCCUCGCAGCUUUUAGAGAAACACCUGGAGGAGCUGAGGCUCAGGAAGGCUGAGGUCACCGCCAGCUGUGGGGUGGGAAGGGGCAAAGAUGGAAUUGCUCCCAAUGACUGCUGCUUUACAUUCUUCAGAACCCCAGUGAACAAAAAUCAGGUCUCUUCAUAUUACAGAACUGAUUCUCGCUGCCCCACAAGUGGAGUUAUCUUAAUAACAAGCAGGGAACGCCGCAUCUGUGUGGAUGUACAGGAACAGUGGGUGAAGAAUAUUAUUAAGCAUCUGGAGAGAAAGACCCGUUAAAGAAUCCGCCGUCUGUUCUGCUUUAUCAGAUCAUGUGAAGAACAAUAAAGCACAUUUGGAAAAGUGA
This is a messenger RNA of Gambusia affinis (western mosquitofish), 1573 nucleotides long. RefSeq names its product coiled-coil domain-containing protein 96-like. The record is from RefSeq and is a predicted model, not a curated record. Lineage: Eukaryota; Metazoa; Chordata; Actinopteri; Cyprinodontiformes; Poeciliidae. Gene Ontology annotation, molecular function: chemokine activity. Gene Ontology annotation, cellular component: axoneme; ciliary basal body; extracellular region. Gene Ontology annotation, biological process: immune response; cilium assembly. The transcript is spliced from 6 exons. Bases 1 to 1506 code for a protein of 501 amino acids.